AUGAACAUUGAACACGUAUUCGACACCUACGCCAAAAGUCAGCUGGCUUUCGUGCAGAGCUUCGCGGCACAGGCGGCCAAACCGACAUACGUUGAAUGCCUCAGUAAGAGUAACGCGGUCGAAAUAGUCCAGCCGCUGUUGGUCAAUAUCGACCCAGUGGUGAGGAUGAACGCAGUGCUGGGCUUGGCGAGAUUGGCUGGAAAUAGCAAAAAGUGUGCCAAACAAAUAAUGUGUGCUGACAGUCUACUGAAAGAGCUACUUGGACAGAUUUCCAAAGAAAACAAAUUUUACAAAAAAAGUUGCAUGAAUCUCAUCCGGAAUCUAAGUAAACACUUGUCGUGUUCCAAAAUGAUAAUAAGUGACUGUGAUGGAAUACACGCUAUUUUAACAUGUAUGAAGGAUUUGGACGUAACAGUCAGAGAAGUAACUUUGCAAGCAAUUAGUUACAUAGCUGGUCAAGACCCCAGUACUGCACAACUGAUCAUAAAAUCUGGUAUACUGCCUCAAAUUGUCCAAAGCUUAAAAGAGGAACGACUAAAUUUUAAAUUUUAUGCAUUGUCUACAUUAAGUGAGAUAGCCAAACACAACAUAAGAUUAGCCAAAAAAAUUGUGGAAGUGCAAACUUUACCUAACGUGAUAUGUUUUUUAUCUACCGAUUACAUCACAGACGUCAAACUUCAGGCAACUACGUUAGCAUUAAUAAAAAACAUUGCCAAGCACACGGUGUCUUUAGCCGAAAUUGUAGUUGAGACAAAACUAUUUCCAGAAGUAUUGCUACUGAUGGCGCAUCCCGAUGAAUCUAUACGUUAUAAUUCGGCUGAAGUCGUUCACGAAGUAGUGAAAUAUUCCACUCAAAUUUCUAAGAUGAUCGUGACUACUGGCGGAAUAGUUUCAUUGUUGAACGUAAUUUUGAAAAGCAAAGAAUAUCCUCCUACUCCAGCUAUACUCGCGUUGGGAUACAUAUCUUCUGUGUCACCGUUACUUGCGACGGCUGUUAUCAAGUCUAAGGUAUUGAAACAUUUGACUGCCAUCCUGAAAAGCGGUGCAGACGACGAUUUUCAAAAAGCCUGUAUAGCUUGGACAAUAGAAAUGAUAGGUCGACAUAGUUCUAAACAUUCGAAAUCCGUUUUUAAUUGUAACGCUGUGAACAUUUUGAUUGAUGUUUACAUUGACUCAAAUCCGAAGCACGAGGCAUAUCAUAACUGCAAGACUGCCAUUCAAACUGUACUGAACAAAUCCGAAGAUUUUUCUGCUAUAGAAAAAUUGUUGACGCCGUCAGUUCCUGAUCAAAUAUUGCAAUACAUACUUCUUAGAAUUAGCAAAAUGUUACCAAAAAGCUUUAAAGCACGUCGAAUUUUUAUCAAUAAUGGACAUUUGAAAAUGAUUCAAACCCUUACAACAGAUAUAAAUUCACAGUUGUAUCAAAUUAUCAGAGCUGUGAAUUGUUGCUUCCCAGAAAAUAUACUACAAAUGGUAGCUGGAGAAAUUCCAGAAUCGGUUUUGAAAAAAUUGGACAAGUUUGUGCCCAAAACUCAAUGUUUGUUAAACGAACACGACAUACAAAUGAGCAAUAGCUUCACCAACCCUAUUUAG
Molecule: messenger RNA, 1593 nt
Organism: Rhopalosiphum padi (bird cherry-oat aphid)
Lineage: Eukaryota; Metazoa; Arthropoda; Insecta; Hemiptera; Aphididae
Product: sperm-associated antigen 6-like
Exons: 10
Coding region: 1-1593 (530 amino acids)
Biological process (GO): cilium movement
Cellular component (GO): microtubule cytoskeleton
Molecular function (GO): microtubule binding
Source: RefSeq, a predicted model, not a curated record